Molecule: messenger RNA, 1133 nt
Organism: Phaethon lepturus (White-tailed tropicbird)
Lineage: Eukaryota; Metazoa; Chordata; Aves; Phaethontiformes; Phaethontidae
Product: histone acetyltransferase KAT2B
Exons: 7
Coding region: 15-746 (243 amino acids)
Biological process (GO): chromatin remodeling; positive regulation of transcription by RNA polymerase II
Cellular component (GO): histone acetyltransferase complex
Molecular function (GO): histone H3 acetyltransferase activity; protein binding
Source: RefSeq, a predicted model, not a curated record
AUGGGACUCACCUAAUGAACCAUCUGAAGGAGUACCAUAUCAAACACAACAUUCUCAACUUUCUCACGUAUGCAGAUGAAUAUGCUAUCGGCUACUUCAAAAAACAAGGUUUCUCCAAAGACAUUAAAGUACCAAAAGCAAAAUAUGUUGGCUACAUCAAGGAUUAUGAGGGUGCUACAUUAAUGGGAUGUGAAUUAAAUCCGAGGAUCCCCUACACGGAAUUUUCUGUCAUCAUUAAAAAACAAAAAGAGAUCAUCAAAAAGCUCAUAGAAAGGAAACAAGCUCAGAUACGAAAAGUUUAUCCUGGCCUUUCUUGCUUCAAAGAUGGAGUACGGCAGAUUCCUAUAGAAAGCAUUCCUGGAAUUAGGGAGACUGGCUGGAAACCAAGCGGAAAAGAAAGAGGUAAGGAGCCCAAGGAUCCAGAUCAACUUUACAGCACGUUAAAAACCAUCCUGCAGCAGGUGAAGAGCCAUCAAAGCGCUUGGCCCUUCAUGGAACCUGUGAAGAGAACAGAAGCUCCUGGAUAUUAUGAAGUUAUAAGGUUUCCCAUGGAUCUCAAAACAAUGAGUGAGCGACUCAAGAAUAGGUACUACGUGUCUAAGAAAUUAUUCAUGGCAGACUUGCAGCGAGUCUUUACAAAUUGCAGAGAGUACAACCCCCCCGAGAGUGAAUACUACAAAUGUGCCAAUAUACUGGAGAAAUUCUUCUACACAAAAAUUAAAGAAGCUGGAUUAAUUGACAAGUGACACUGUCGUCUUUUACAACCAAACAGUGUGCCUACUUUAUGGGCAGGGGAAGCCGUUAUGUAUCUCAGUUGUGGGACUUUAAAGUUUCAAGAAACUUCUGUUUAAUACUUAGCACUUUUAAAAACUCUUUUAGUUUUGCAAACAUGUAUUAUACUGAAGUUACAAAAAAUUAUUUUAUUAAAAUGCUUUAUAAUGUAUUUAAUUAUGGAAAAUUUCUUUUGUGUGCCCAUUACCAUUUGUUCAUAAGAAGUUUAUCAGCUAUAGCCUCAGAAACCUCACAAAACAUGUGGGAAAUUGCACAUGUUUGGGAAUAUGAAGAAAAUUCCCAGACAACAAAUGUUACAGCUUACCUAAUACAGUAUGUAUUUGAUAAAGUUUUAUUAUUUU